Molecule: messenger RNA, 798 nt
Organism: Penicillium riverlandense
Lineage: Eukaryota; Fungi; Ascomycota; Eurotiomycetes; Eurotiales; Aspergillaceae
Product: Cytidylyltransferase
Exons: 2
Coding region: 1-798 (265 amino acids)
Cellular component (GO): cytoplasm; nucleus
Molecular function (GO): nicotinamide-nucleotide adenylyltransferase activity; ATP hydrolysis activity
Source: RefSeq, a predicted model, not a curated record
AUGUCCCCCUCCUUUCACCCCUCCAAGGCCCGCUAUGCCACUCUCCUGAAGCGCUUUAUCGCUUCCGCCAAGGACUUUGAUGUGCUAGCCACCAUCCCAUCGGGUCCUCCCGUCCCACCACCCGCCACGCUAUACGUACUAGACGCCUCCUUCAAUCCACCCACGCUCGCCCACCUCCACAUAGCCAGCACGGCCCUCCAAGAAACAACCAGUGCCCGGCUACUCCUCCUCCUCGCCACGCAGAAUGCCGAUAAACCAUCCAAGCCGGCCUCCUUCGAGGACCGCCUCGCAAUGAUGGAGCUAUUCGCGCAUGAUCUGCGCUCCCAUCUUGCCGCGAACCCAGGCCCAGCCACGACUGGCUUGUCGGCGCUCGCUGAGCGUGCUCGCCUGCCGGUUAUUGAUAUCGGCGUGACGAAGAAUCCCUACUUCGUCGACAAGGCCGCGACCAUCGACGCGUCGGACGCCUACUCCUCACCCGCCCCGCUCGAACAGCCACUGGCGCCACUGUUCGCGCGGCAUCGGCUACGGGUGACCAUGCGGCCGGAUGAUGAUUGGGGUGGGGUGGAGGAGCAGCGCGGGUUUGUGGAUGGGUUGGCGAGAGGUGAGCGGGAGGGUGAGGGCGGGAAACGCGAGUGGGCGCAGCGCAUUCAAUUGGUGGAGGGCAAGGCGGCCGGUGAGCAACCGGUUAGCUCGACCAAGGCAAGAGAGGCGGCGCAGGCAGGGAGGAUUCGGGAUCUGGAGUGGUUGGUGCCGGAGCAGACGAGGCAGUUUGUUCUGGAUGAGCAGCCAUAUUCGUAG